CAGCCAGGCCCCUCAUAGCUCGAGCUUCAGCCAUGGUUGCUGACACAGUACAGAUUUGAAGAAGGCUGCUUAUUUCCUUCCUUCACAUUACCUGCUACAAUCCAUGAGUGGGAAAAAAGAGAAGAGAAACAACCUCUUCUAUUGACUCCAUUAGACCUCAUCCAUUACAUUGUUUCUUUGUCUUUGGAGGAUUUUGGCUUUAUGGGAUCAAGGAAGAAAACAAGCUUUGUGCUUCUCUUGGUUUUGCUCUGCUUCUGUGCUUCUUCAUUCGCCUUUCUCUCUCCCAAAGGUGUAAAUCCUGAAGUUAUGGCUUUGAUGGGUAUUAAAGCCAAUCUAAAGGUUCCUCAUGAUGUGCUGGACAACUGGGAUCAGGACUCUGUUGAUCCUUGCAGCUGGAAUAUGGUCACCUGUUCAACAGAAAACUUAGUAAUCGGCUUAGGAACUCCUAGUCAGAAUUUAUCUGGAACUCUUUCUCCAAGCAUUGGAAACCUGACAAAUCUUCAGACAGUGCUUCUGCAGAAUAACAACAUAACAGGGCGAAUCCCUCCUGAGAUUGUAAGGCUAUCAAAGCUUCAGACGCUUGAUCUCUCCAACAAUCACUUCACUGGUGAAAUACCAAACUCUGUGGGUCAAUUGAGAAACCUCCAAUACCUGAGGCUGAACAAUAAUAGCUUUUGUGGAGCAUUUCCUCUCUCUCUGGCUAAUAUAACAGAGCUUGCUCUCCUGGAUUUGUCCUACAAUAAUUUCAGUGGCCCAGUGCCAAAGUUUUCAGCAAGGACUUUUAAUAUUGUAGGAAACCCCUUGGUUUGUGCCACUGGUUCAGAAAAUGAAUGUUAUGGAACUGUGCAGAUGCCUAUUUCCAUCAACAGAAAUAAUUCACAGGCCCCCCAGAGCCAAGACAAACCCAAGAGUCACAAGCUUGCUCUUGCUUUGGGGACCAGCAUUGGAUCCCUUUUUUCUCUCUUAUUCGGUUUUGGAAUAUUCAUCUGGUGGAGACACGGACACAAUCAGCAGAUCUUUCUUGACGUCAAUGACCAACAUAACGAUGAAGUUUGCCUUGGAAACCUGAAAAGAUUUCAGUUCAGAGAGCUUCAAGCUGCCACUGAUAACUUCAGCAGCAAGAACAUAUUAGGAAAAGGUGGAUUUGGGAAUGUUUACAAAGGUCAGCUUCCUGAUGGGUGCUUGGUUGCUGUUAAGAGGCUUAAGGAUGGCAAUGCUGCGGGUGGGGAGACACAGUUUCAGACUGAAGUUGAGAUGAUAAGCUUAGCAAUUCAUCGGAAUCUCCUCCGGCUAUAUGGGUUCUGCAUGACGGCUACCGAAAGGCUUCUUGUAUAUCCCUACAUGUCAAAUGGGAGUGUUGCAUCAAGACUCAAAGCAAAACCUGCUGUAGAUUGGAGCACCAGAAAGAGGAUAGCACUUGGAGCAGCCAGGGGACUGCUCUACCUCCACGAGCAGUGUGAUCCCAAGAUAAUUCACAGAGACGUUAAGGCCGCAAACAUAUUACUUGAUGACUACUGUGAAGCCAUAGUUGGAGACUUCGGUUUAGCAAAGCUUCUCGAUCACAGGGAUUCUCAUGUCACCACUGCCGUCAGAGGCACUGUAGGCCACAUAGCUCCUGAAUAUCUUUCUACCGGCCAGUCUUCAGAAAAAACUGACGUCUUUGGAUUCGGAAUCCUUCUCCUCGAGUUGAUCACGGGCCAAACAGCUCUUGAAUUCGGCAAAUCCGCGAACCAGAAAGGAGCCAUGCUCGACUGGGUGAAGAAGAUCCAUCAAGAGAAGAAGCUGGACGUGCUGGUUGACAAGGCGCUGAGGGGAAGCUAUGACCGAAUGGAGCUUGAGGAGAUCAUCCAGGUGGCGCUGCUCUGCACUCAGUACCUCCCCAGCCAGAGGCCGAAGAUGUCAGAAGUUGUCCGCAUGCUUGAAGGCGACGGACUUGCAGAGAGAUGGGAGGCAUCACAAAGGCUUGAUCAGCCCAAGCUCAGGAUGCACGAGCUCUCUUCUUCGGAACGGUACUCGGACCUGACUGAUGAUUCUUCGUUGUUAGUGCAAGCAAUGGAGCUCUCUGGCCCGAGGUGAUAUGAAGAAUGUUAAUUUGUACAGGGGAUCAGUCGGAAUGAGUUCUGAAUGGUGAGUCUUGAAGUGGUAUUUAGAUUUUUUGGGUGUUUUCUGUCAUGUUUGUCUUGUUUAAGUCGUGGAAACUGAUGAUGGUUUGUGAAGUAUUGAUGAGAAGAGCUAUGUAAUGCAAUGUAUGGUGUGCUUAGGGAAGCAAAGCUUCAGCUUGUAUGUUGAGAAUUUUAAGGCAAAGAAAUGCAAGAAUCAACUUAG
Molecule: messenger RNA, 2325 nt
Organism: Phalaenopsis equestris
Lineage: Eukaryota; Viridiplantae; Streptophyta; Magnoliopsida; Asparagales; Orchidaceae
Product: protein NSP-INTERACTING KINASE 1-like
Exons: 11
Coding region: 202-2076 (624 amino acids)
Biological process (GO): protein phosphorylation
Molecular function (GO): protein kinase activity; protein binding; ATP binding
Source: RefSeq, a predicted model, not a curated record